GCGAGAUUUGUAGUCACCGUCAGCGCCGUCUGUAGAAAUAUUAUUGUGAGUGAUGUCAGGAAAUGUUAUGAGGAGGAUUUCGUUUUCUGUUCAGUCAUUUCCACAGCGGUAAAUUCACGGUCUGAAGAGUUAAUCAUCGGAAAGACAGAAACAGACUGUUUAUGGAAUAAACAGCUGACGACAGAAGGGAAGGGCAGAGUUUGUGGCUUCAGGAUGCCUCUGUUCUACAAGAAGAAGAAGCCAAGUGAGGAGUCCAAGAAACGCCUGGAGUAUCAGUUGUACCUGUCUAAAGAAGCCGGAGCAGAUGACAUCCUGGACAUUUCAAACUGUGAGCUUUCAGAGGUUCCGUCCAGUGUUUUCUCCAUGUGCAAGGUGCUCCAGAAAAAGGUGCUCAUCCUCUGUGGAAACGAGCUCAAGUCACUGGUCCCCAAAAGCUGUGCCAUAAGCGCUCUAGCUACUAUAAAGGUGUUGGACCUGCACGAAAACAAGCUCACUUCUCUCCCAGACGACAUUGGACAGCUGCCCUCCUUGCAGGUGUUAAAUGCAGAAAAUAACCAGAUCAAGGCACUCCCUGCGUCUAUAGGGGAUCUUCGGAAUCUACAGACGCUUAACAUGAAAGGGAACUUCCUCCGUGAGCUGCCCUCGUCUGUGGGAUGCAUGUGCAGUCUGCGCACACUGGACCUGAGUGAGAACAGCAUCAGAGAGCUGCCCAAAGAGUUGGCCAACGUUCGAACCCUGGAGAGCUUGACUCUUGAUGCGUGUGUUAUGAGCUACCCGCCUGCCUCAGUCUGCACAGCAGGCACAGAAGAAAUCCAACGCUUUCUCUGCUCAGAGCUGGGGUUGGAUUACUGUCCUCCCUCGCAGUACCUGCUGCCCGUGUUGGAAAACGAUAGCAGUAAGCCGAGCCCGGACUGUGUGGACGGGGAGGAUAUAGCCUGGCAGAGCAAAUUUAUGGAUUAUGAGAAGAGAAAGGAGCAGAAGCAGCUGGAGAAGCUGAACUUUGAGAAGGAGCUGGAAGAGAAACAGAGAGAGCAAGCACAGCUCCUUCUUCUCAACAACUCCCGCAAAGAGGGCAUGCUACUGUCUGUCAAACUGGAGCAGGAGCGUGUAGAGCAGGGUGUCACUCAGCAGCAAAAGGUCCAGGAGGCUGGGCGGCAGAAGCUGCUGGGGAAAGUUCGGCAGGCUGAAGCCAGCAUCUCCACCCGUAUCUCUACUCUGCUUCUGGACAACAAACGCCAAGCAAAAAGUGCUGAAUUUCUGCAGGCGUUAGAGGAAGAUCGAAUCCGUAUGGAGCAUCUUACUGCCAUCACACAGGAAGAAGCCAGCUCUCUGAGAAAGAGAGACGUUGCAGUUGCUAUGCAGACAAUGUUAUCAGAGAGCUACUCGGUGAGGUUACUGCAGGAGGCCAGUGAGACUAGGAGACAGAAUAUGGUCUCUGAAGCCUGCAAGAGUAUGGAGACCUUGGACAGGAAGUUUGAGCAGGUUUUGGCCCUGCAGCAGCUUGAUAAAAGCAAAGCCAUCAGCCAGAUCCUUCAGGAGGAGGAGAUGCAGAAGGCAGCCUUUGAGGCCUUGCAGCUCCAAAGGGAUAGUGUACAUGGCUACAUUCGCAACCAGAUAAGGCUAAUUGAGGCAGAGUUAAUGCAGCUCACAAAGCUGGAGGUUAAAAGGAGGAAUCUGGAUGCAGAAAUCUUACAGGAGGCAUUGGCAGAGCAGAGGACAGCUCUAUCAGAUAUACUCCAGCAGCUGCUGAAACAGAAGGACCAGAGGGAGAUGGAGCUCAAACAGAUCUUGAUGGAGCUGGAGCUGAAGAGUGACUCCACUCAGCAAAACUAUUGGAUGAUCCAGUACCAACGACUGCUGGAUGCCAAGCCACUGUCUCUGCGUAUACAGGAGGCUGGUGUGGAUAAGGACCUGGUGAACUUGCUGUAUAAGCUCUCUGCUCAGCAUUACCUGCCAAUCAUAGCUCAUCAUCGAAUCACAGCAGAGGCUCUGCGUCACAUGACCACCAAAGACCUUGGCAAGUUGGGGAUCAGUGAAGUGGGAGUACAGAAAUCUCUCCUGCACUGGGCCAGAGAACAACCGAAUUCUCCUAAGAAUUCGCCAAAGAUGUUCCAGGAGGAACAAGAACCUGGUCCGUCCAUACCCACCGCUCCUCUGCAACAGCAGCUGACCUUGCCUCUGACCCCCAGCACUCCCCUGACCCCUACAGCCCCCAGCCCACUGGACACACCUGGCACAAACGAGUGUGUGGUGUGUAUGGAGGAUAGGUCCCUGGUGGUCUUCUUACCAUGUGGUCAUAUAUGCUGCUGCCAAGUCUGCAGUGACGCCCUGCACUUGUGCCCGCUGUGCCGCAGCGACAUCUCUCAGCGCAUCCGCCUUUACCAAGGCUGAACCCGUCCAGGACCUGGUCUGACCACCCAUGCACUUUCACCUGUUUAGAAAAUCCCUGCAACUCAGAUACUCUCAUGAUGCAUGAAGUCCUAGGCUAUGAUUCCCCACAUUAAACCAGGAGCCAAUAAAUCAGGAGUAUUUCAAGUGGGAAAGGAGGCUUGCUACUAGAUAUCAAGUCACUGAACUUUAUGCAUUUCACUUAGUGAGAAUCAAAUUUCAGCAGAUAAUCAACAGCUCUGGUUGUCAUGUUAUAUAUUUGCACUAUUUUAAUACCUGUGCCUUUUUGUGUCUGGUGUGUGCUUUCCCCAAAUACUGACUGUGACUAUUAAAAAAAAUUCAUCCGCAUGAUGUUGAACUAUAUCCAUUACUAAACUUCUUCCCUAUUUCUCAUGCUUGUGACUUAUGACUUAAAGCCCCUGUUAACAUAUUUCCAUAAUUAGCUUCUUACUGUGAGCUAUAUGUUCUAUGGUGAAUGGGUCAAAGGACCCCCCCCCAUUUCCUUUUGUCCCCCCUCCCGUUUUCCGUAAUGUCAGGUCUACCACCAUACCAGUCAGACUUAGCCAUCAGCUCCAACCACAGGGACUAAACUGAUUUCUUUCCUGCCUGAUUGUCCUGUUGUACCUGAGCGUGAGCAAAACUGCAGCUAGCAUUUUUGCCAUUUUAUACACACUAUUUUAGUGUAGAAGUUUUGUGGGGGGUAAUGGGGUAAUAAUUGCCACCACACACGCUUGACACCAUCUGAACCAAAUUAGUUUAUCUUGGUCUCAUCAGACCACAGGACAUGGUUCCAGUAAUCCAUGUCCUUAGUCUGCUUGUCUUCAGCAAACUGUUUGCGGGCUUUUUUGUGCAUCAUCUUUAGAAGAGGCUUCCUUCUGGGAUGACAGCCAUGCAGACCAAUUUGGUGCAGUGUGUGGCGUAUGGUCUGAGCACUGACAGGCUGACCCCCACCCCUUCAACCUCUACAGCAAUGCUGGCAGCACUCAUACGUCUAUUUCCCAAAGACAACCUCUGGAUAUGACGCUGAGCACGUGCACUCAACUUCUUUGCUCGACCAUGGUGAGGCCUGUUCUGAGUGGAACCUGUCCUGUUAAACUGCUGUAUGGUCUUGGCCACCGUGCUGCAGCUCAGUGUCAGGGUCUUGGCAAUCUUCUUAUAGCCUAGGCCAUCUUUAUGUAGAGCAACAAUUCUUUUUUCAGAUCCUCAGAGAGUUCUUUGCCAUGAGGUGCCAUGUUGAACUUCCAGUGACCAGUAUGGGGGAGUGUGAGAGCGAUGACACCAAACUUAACACACCUGCUCCCCAUUCACACCUGAGACCUUGUAACACUAACAAGUCACAUGACAGCGGGGAGGGAAAAUGGAUAAUUGGGCCCAAUUUGGACAUUUUCACUUAGGGGUAUACUCACUUUUCUUGCCAGCGGUUUAGACAUUAAUGGCUGUGUGUUGAGUUAUUUUGAGGGGACAGCAAAUUUACACUGUUACACAAGCUGUACACUCACUACUUUACAUUGUAGCAAAGUGUCAUUUCUUCAGUGUUGUCACAUGAAAAGAUAUAAUCAAAUAUUUACAAAAAUGUGAGGGGUGUACUCACUUUUGUGAGAUACUGUAAACGUGUAUUUACAUUGCCUGAAUUCCAUUACACUCCAUGGCCCAUAACCACAUUGAAGGUGUAUUUAAAUCACUUAUUUCUUAAAUACUUCCUCGCUCCAAAGCUAUGGUUAGGCAUAUAAAAUAUCUACAUGUUUUGCAGUGUUAGUGUCUCAGUUAUUGUGGGAUAUUCUGACCAGCAGCAGUCUUUAGGUCAUGCUUGCUGUUGUUUUAGUUGGCCAGCCUCCAUCUAGGCACCUCCAGGGUGUUUUUAGGUGCUGUGGUGAUUUGUAUUUCUGUAAGAAACUUAAUUCUGCAUUGGUGGUGUUUGCCAAGUCUUUGGAAAACACUAAAUAUUCUUUCCUGUGUCUUCAAUUUGUUGAAAGUUUGUUUAAGGGGUGAAUUUUUCAUAUAUAGACUUUUUUUUACCCUCAUUCACUGAAGUGCUCUUAUAACCAAGCAUGCUUUAAGACGUCUGUCUCAUCUAGAAAUCAGUCACUUAGCAUGUCAUAUUAAAUAUAAACUAUUUGAAUGAUUAAUUUCAACAAGGAAAAAAAAAUAUUUACAGUGGGAUAGGAUUAUUGUGCAGAAGUCUACGUCUUGAAUUAUUUAUGUUUAAGGGAAUUUAAAUGUGCAGUGGUUGUAAAGUACUUUUAAAGUGUUUAGAAUAAAUGUAACGACACUGGUACAAUAAAAAUAAAAGGAAAAUUUGGUGUGUUUGUGGUGGAACAUUUGGGGGGGGGCAAAUGGGUAAAAGAAAACACUGAAACCAUGUGACUCAUCGCGCUUUAUCUUUAAGAAAGCAGCUAAUGCAGAAGUCCAUUCAACCACUGCAAACAUGAGUGUGAGAGGCAGUAUGAUGGUCAUGUAUAGUAUUAAAUCAUCCAUCUCAGACCACUGAGCUGAGUAUAAGUACUGCUGUGUGAGACUGGGAAAAGCAGCAGUCAUAGACUUAGAGGGAAGAACAUGCCAUUCUACCAAAAGGUCACAAACAUUUUAUUUUUGUUGUAGUAAUUAAUGUAUUGUUCUUUUCUAUUGAUUGUAGUGAUGUAUGGUGGAGACUUGAUAAAACAUGCAUUGCAUUUCUCAGGAGGCCCAAGACUUUCGCACAGUACUGUAUAAGCAUUGUCAAUCAUUUUAAAUAUAAAAAUCUGUUCCCAAGGCACUCAGUUGUGUUUAUGCACUACUGAAUAUUGCUGUCAUACAUGUAUCCCUGUAUGUGGUUCUAACCCUUAUUGUGAAAUGUUCCAUAAUCCUGAAUAAGAAAGCUUAUCUAAGGCUAACACAUUCUGUUAAUCAGACCUGCAGAGAGAUAGAGACUCAUGUAGCAAAAGCAAAAUCAGCAGCGAUUAUAUACAGUAUUCCUUCUCAUUAAAACUGACUAAUACAUCAUUAUUUGUGAAAACAUUAAAAGCGCUUGCAUAAGA
This is a messenger RNA of Ictalurus punctatus (channel catfish), 5402 nucleotides long. It is a transcript of the gene lrsam1, whose product is annotated as leucine rich repeat and sterile alpha motif containing 1. Lineage: Eukaryota; Metazoa; Chordata; Actinopteri; Siluriformes; Ictaluridae. The record is from RefSeq and is a predicted model, not a curated record. The transcript is spliced from 25 exons. Gene Ontology annotation, molecular function: protein binding. Bases 214 to 2391 code for a protein of 725 amino acids.